GCCGCGCCGGCAGGGGUCGCGGGUGCCGCCGCCCCGGCGGGAGCCGCUCUGGCGCCGCUUCCGGGGGCGGCGCGGGCUGCGCCAUGGCGGCGCGCGUCAGGAGGGCCGUGUACCCGCUGUUCCAGCCCGGCGGCCCGCAGCUGCGGCUGUUCCGGCCCGACUUCUUCAUGGCGGCGGUGCGGCCCGGGGUGCCGCAGCCGGCGGAUACGGCGCAGUUCCGCGUCUCCAUGGAAAUGACAAAAGUGGAUAUCAAGAAUUACCUUGAAAAAAUAUACAAUGUGCCAGUAGUGGCAGUGAGGACCAGGAUACAAUAUGGUGCACACAACAGAAGGAAUCACAAGAACCAGAGAGUGAAGAAGCCGGAUUACAAGGUUGCCUAUGUACAGCUGGGCCAAGGACAAACCUUUCAGUUUCCCAACCUAUUUCCAGAAAAAGAACAAACCCCAGAAGCUCGGUCUUUUGAUGACUUCAAGAAUAAAUAUCUCGAGAAAGAGAAGCAGAGGCAGAGAGGUGACCCCAGACGAGGCGGAGUCCCUGAUUGGUUUGGACUUUGAUGCAACAAGCUGGCUGCCUUUUUUUAGGCUCAGAGGGAUUUUAAUCAGCAGAACUGGCACUCUGCUCUUCUUGUAAUGACCAAGGGUUUAUUUUUGAGCAGCCCUUGUUAGCAUGUCUUUUUACCUGGCUGUUUGUGCACGACUACAACAAAAUGGCCCAAAAGAAAUAAAAAGGUAAAAUAAAUCUGACUGCAUCAGA
Messenger RNA from Dromaius novaehollandiae (emu), 753 nucleotides. It is a transcript of the gene MRPL23, whose product is annotated as mitochondrial ribosomal protein L23. The record is from RefSeq and is a predicted model, not a curated record. Lineage: Eukaryota; Metazoa; Chordata; Aves; Casuariiformes; Dromaiidae. The transcript has 5 exons. Bases 84 to 554 code for a protein of 156 amino acids. Gene Ontology annotation, biological process: mitochondrial translation. Gene Ontology annotation, cellular component: mitochondrial large ribosomal subunit; ribosome. Gene Ontology annotation, molecular function: structural constituent of ribosome.